UGUUCCAAACAAAAACAAAGCCAGCUUGUCAAAGGGGGCGGAAAGGAAGUUUCGCUUUUCGCCCGUUUUUCAGUUUUCCAAGCUUGCGUGCGCGCAGCUGCAAACAAUUUUCCAGCACGCGCAGCACCCGAGCUGUGGGACAACUGACUGAAUGGCUGGCAGAGUCGUUUGUUGCCUGUUCGCGUAAUGGCCUCCGUGAAAAAUCGGCAGAACAUUUGAAACGGAGCGAAAUAACAAAGGAAAACCAACAGCUUUUCCUCUGCGGGGUCAAGUGAUAAAGGCGAAUAAAAUUAAUCCCAAAAACUAACACAAAUCGAGUGCAAUCAAAAAUCAAACAAACUGUGAUUGUGAGAUCGAAAAUCCCUAACCACACACAAAAGGGGAGGUGCCCCCUAGUAUCAGUUAUCAAAUUUAACCGGAAACCAGGACAGGACACCCACUCAGAGGCAGCCCCAAGAUGUCGUCGGUUAAGGUGGCGGUGCGAGUGCGCCCCUUCAACUCACGGGAAAUAGCCAGGGAGUCGAAAUGCAUUAUCGAGAUGAGCGGGGCCACAACGGCCAUUACCAACCCAAAAGUACCGCCAAACACAAGCGAAUCAGUGAAGCGCUUUAACUUUGAUUACUCCUACUGGUCACAUGAUCACCAUGAUGCCGACUUCUCCACACAAUCGAUGGUCUACAAGGACAUUGGGGAGGAGAUGCUGCAGCACUCCUUCGAUGGUUACAACGUCUGCAUUUUCGCCUAUGGCCAGACUGGUGCUGGCAAAUCUUACACCAUGAUGGGCAGACAGGAGGAGCAGCAGGAGGGUAUCAUACCCAUGAUUUGCAAAGAUCUAUUCGGUCGUAUCCAGCAAACAGAGACCGAUGAUCUCAAAUAUUCGGUUGAAGUCUCUUAUAUGGAAAUUUAUUGCGAGCGCGUCCGGGACUUGCUGAAUCCCAAGAACAAAGGCAAUUUACGAGUCAGAGAGCAUCCUCUGCUGGGUCCCUAUGUUGAGGACCUGUCGAAAUUGGCAGUCACUGAUUACCAGGACAUACACGAUCUCAUUGAUGAGGGCAACAAGGCGCGAACUGUGGCCGCCACCAACAUGAAUGAAACCAGCUCCCGCUCCCAUGCGGUGUUUACCAUCUUUUUCACCCAGCGUCGUCAUGAUGCGAUGACCGAUCUGACCACAGAAAAGGUAUCCAAGAUCAGCUUGGUGGAUCUGGCUGGCUCCGAGCGAGCGGAUUCCACUGGCGCCAAGGGCACCCGUUUGAAGGAGGGAGCCAACAUCAACAAGUCCCUGACCACUUUGGGCAAAGUUAUUUCAGCUCUGGCGGAAGUUGCCUCUAAGAAAAAGAAUGCUAAGAAGGCAGACUUUAUUCCGUACCGUGAUUCGGCCCUGACUUGGUUACUCCGUGAGAACCUGGGAGGUAAUUCCAAAACAGCUAUGAUUGCAGCCAUCUCUCCAGCUGAUAUCAACUACGAUGAAACUCUCAGCACACUGCGCUAUGCGGAUCGUGCCAAGCAAAUUGUUUGCAAGGCUGUCGUCAACGAAGACGCCAAUGCCAAGCUUAUACGCGAACUCAAGGAGGAGAUCCAGAAACUGCGGGAUCUAUUGAAAGCCGAGGGUAUUGAAGUUCAAGAAGAGGAUGAACUCACCAAGUCCACGGUGAUCAAGUCCCCCACCAAGUCCCGAAACCGUAAUGGAUCCACCACGGAAAUGGCGGUGGAUCAGCUCCAGGCCAGCGAGAAACUCAUAGCAGAACUCAACGAGACCUGGGAGGAGAAACUCAAGCGCACCGAGGAGAUUCGUCUGCAACGUGAGGCGGUCUUCGCCGAGAUGGGUGUGGCCGUCAAGGAGGAUGGCAUUACUGUGGGCGUGUUCUCCCCCAAGAAAACCCCACAUUUGGUGAAUCUCAAUGAAGAUCCCAAUCUAUCCGAGUGUCUGCUCUACUACAUCAAGGAUGGCUUGACCCGUUUGGGUACGCAUGAGGCUAAUGUGCCCCAGGACAUUCAGCUCUCUGGGUCGCACAUCCUCAAGGAGCACUGCACUUUCGAGAACCGCAACAGCACUGUUACCCUGUUGCCGCACAAGGACGCCAUCAUCUAUGUGAAUGGCCGUAAACUGGUAGAGCCAGAAGUCCUCAAGACCGGAUCGCGUGUGAUUUUGGGCAAGAACCAUGUCUUCCGAUUCACCAAUCCGGAGCAGGCUCGCGAGCUGCGAGACAAGAUCGAGACCGAAACCGAGGCAGAAAACGAGGUUGAGAAGGCCGACACCCAGCAGGUCGACUGGAACUUUGCCCAGUGCGAGUUGCUCGAGAAGCAGGGAAUCGAUCUCAAGGCCGAGAUGAAGAAGCGAUUGGACAACCUGGAGGAGCAAUACAAGCGCGAGAAGCUCCAGGCCGACCAGCAGUUCGAGGAGCAGCGCAAGACCUACGAGGCACGCAUAGAUGCCUUGCAGAAGCAGGUGGAGGAGCAGUCGAUGACCAUGUCGAUGUACAGCAGCUACUCCCCGGAAGAUUUCCACCAGGAGGAGGAUGUCUAUACCAACCCAAAUUACGAGUCCUGCUGGACUGCUCGAGAGGCUGGCUUGGCUGCCUGGGCCUUCCGCAAGUGGCGUUACCAUCAAUUCACAUCCUUGCGGGAUGAUCUUUGGGGCAAUGCCAUAUUCCUUAAGGAGGCCAAUGCCAUUUCUGUUGAGUUGAAGAAGAAGGUGCAAUUCCAAUUCACGCUCUUGACCGACACCUUGUACUCCCCUCUGCCACCUGAGCUGGCCUCCAGCGUGGCUCCUCUGCAGCAGGAGGACGAGUUCGGAGCUCCACCAGUCUCCAAGACCUUGGUGGCUGUAGAGGUGACCGACACCAAAAACGGAGCUACUCACUACUGGUCGCUGGAGAAGCUACGACAACGCCUGGAACUGAUGCGCGAAAUGUAUCACAAUGAGGCCGAGAUGAGCCCCACUUCGCCGGACUACAAUGUGGAGAGCCUCACGGGCGGGGAUCCCUUCUACGACCGGUUCCCCUGGUUCCGAAUGGUCGGACGCUCCUUUAUCUAUCUGAGCAAUUUGCUCUAUCCCGUUCCCUUGGUCCAUAAAGUGGCCAUUGUCAACGAGCGCGGCGAUGUGCGUGGCUAUCUAAGGAUUGCCGUUCAACCGGUCCUGGACGAGGAGUCCAUUGACUUUAAUAAUGGUGUGAAGCAGUCGGCUCGCUUGGUCUUCAAUGAGGACGAUGCCAAGCCCAAGUACCGAGCUCUUAACGAAAAGGAUGAUGUCCAGAGGUACAUUGAUAAUGGAGGUCUUGAUAGCAAACUUGAUGAACUUGAGGAUGUGGAUUCUGGUCGUGGCAUUGACUCUAACUCAGCUUCUGAGUGCCAUGAGAAUGCGGAGGAACCUGGCGAGCAUCUGCAAGUGGGCAAGGAGUUUACCUUCCGUGUUACUGUGCUCCAGGCCACUGGCAUUGGAGCUGAAUAUGCAGAUAUAUUCUGUCAGUUUAACUUCUUGCAUCGUCAUGAGGAGGCCUUCUCCACCGAGCCGGUCAAGAACUCUGCUUCGGGUGCUCCCUUGGGCUUCUAUCAUGUUCAGAAUAUUACUGUUCCCGUGACCAAAUCCUUCAUUGAGUACUUGAAGACCCAACCCAUCAUGUUCAAGAUCUUUGGACACUACCAGACACAUCCUUUGCACAAGGAUGCCAAGCAGGAGUUUGUAUCCCGGCCACCACCGCGUCGUAUGCUGCCCCCCAGCAUUCCCAUCAGCCAGCCAGUGCGCAGCCCCAAGUUUGGACCCCUACCCUGUGCCCCCACUUCCACGGUUCUGGCCAAGCACGAUGUCCUGGUCUGGUUCGAGAUUUGUGAAUUGGCUCCCAACGGAGAAUACGUGCCAUCGGUGGUAGAGCACAGUGACGAUCUUCCCUGCCGAGGAUUGUUCCUUUUGCAUCAGGGCAUCCAACGGCGUAUACGCAUCACCAUCGUCCAUGAGCCCACUGCGGAGGUCAAGUGGAAGGACAUCAACGAGCUGGUGGUAGGACGUAUUCGCAAUACUCCAGAGUCGUCCGAUGAGCAGGAUGAGGAUGCUUGUGUCCUGUCUCUGGGUCUCUUCCCCGGCGAGGCGCUGGAGGUGCCCGGAGACGAUCGCUCUUUCUACCGCUUUGAGGCGGCCUGGGAUUCUAGCCUGCACAACUCGGCGCUGCUCAACCGCGUCUCCCAGGGCGGCGAGACCAUCUACAUUACUCUCAGCGCCUAUUUGGAGUUGGAGAACUGCGCCCGCCCGGCCAUCAUCACCAAGGACCUCAGCAUGGUCAUAUACGGACGCGACGCCCGUACCGGCCCUCGUUCUCUGAAGCAUCUCUUCUCCGGACAAUAUCGCAACCCGGAGGCCAACCGCCUCACCGGCGUCUACGAGCUGGCGCUGCGCAGAGCAUCCGAAGCAGGUGUGCAGAGGCGUCAGCGGCGAGUGCUGGACACCAGCUCCACGUAUGUGCGCGGCGAGGAGAACCUGCACGGCUGGCGGCCAAGGGGCGACUCCCUGAUCUUCGAUCACCAGUGGGAGCUGGAGAAACUGACUCGGCUGGAGGAGGUGGGCCGAAUGCGGCACCUGCUUUUGUUGCGCGAGCGCCUGGGAAUGGACACCAACCCGAAUCCGACCACCAAGACCGAGAAGGACGUGUGCAAUUUGGCUGCCAGGGCGGCCACCUCACCGGUUCACAUGGUGAUUCCCCAGUCACCGCAAACGCCCAUCAAGGAUCCGCAACAAAUCAUUCCAGAAAGGGAGUACAACCAAAGGGAGCAGGAUCUUAUGCUCAAGUGCUUGAAGCUGGUGCAGGGACGCUACACCAAGAGCGAGGCCAACGACACACAGACCCAGUCGGAUGUCUCGCCCAGCGACGAGGGCUGUGCUGACAUGACCGUCAGCUGCAUCUCCAGCAACUCAAUGGAAAACAACAAAUUUGUAAUUCGACGCAGAUUAUGUUCGCCCGAUCGCUCCGAUGCCCCCAAUGGCUGGGAGGCCCCUGCACCGGCCACACAGCCGGCCCUGCCCCUACGUCUCUAUGUCCCGGAGCUGGAGGAGAUUCGUGUCAGUCCUGUGGUUGCCCGCAAGGGUCUCUUGAAUGUCCUGGAGCAUGGCGGCUCUGGAUGGAAGAAGCGCUGGGUGAUCGUUCGUCGUCCUUAUGUGUUUAUCUACCGCUCGGAGAAGGAUCCCGUUGAACGGGCUGUUCUUAAUCUGGCCACCGCCCAUGUCGAGUGCAGUGAAGAUCAGGCGGCCAUGGUCAAGAUUCCAAACACCUUCAGCGUGGUGACCAAACAUCGUGGCUAUUUGCUCCAAACCCUUGGCGACAAAGAAGUGCACGACUGGCUGUACGCCAUUAACCCCUUGCUGGCUGGGCAGAUCAAAUCCCGCCUGGCGCGAAGGACUUUGGAGCCGGCCAGCCAGACCGUUUCGCAGAUCCAGGCCAACAACGCCGCGAACGCCAGCAGUGCGAACAAAUGAGAUACGAUCACGAUGGAAUCCGUUUUGGUUUACUGAGACGCAGGCUAUGGCUGGCUGCAGCGCCUGAACAUCGCCCGGCAUCUAAUCCGCAGACGCUCACAAUCAGCAACGGGAGCGGGAUCAGGAUCAGGACGAGAGGCAGGUGCUGCGGCUGGCAAAUAAUUGACAUGGCCAGGAAGGAUUCCAUCGGAGGUUUGUGUGAAGGAGAGGCUGGGGCAAUGCUGAGACAGCAAAAUCGAAAUCGAAUGGGAAAAACAGAGAUUAUGAGUUAAAGAGAAACCAAAUGCAAAGCGUACGUAAUUAAUAAGUAGUUCAACAACCAGUUUAUGGAUUAUUAUGUAUUUCGUGAUUAGUUUUUGGGCCGAGGCCCAGAAAACCAGUAGGCAAUGUAGUCGUUCCAGUCAAAAACUAUAGCCUACGUAUUAAAAACCGAUUCAGUUUAGUGUUUUUCGGACCAUUUUUGUAAAUAGCUUUCGUUUCCUUGGAUUGUAUAAAUAUUUGGUAUUAGUUAAUGAAUCGAAUCGUUUAGUUUGGUUUCCCCACGUGAUAUUAUGUUGAUCAGUUUAGAGUAUGUUUAAUUUUUUCCGAAUAUGCGAACAUUAUGGAUUGCUUUUAAUGCGAAACUCACACACACGUAUAUGCAUUUUAAUGGAGCAAACUAAAGCAACACACAGACAUAUAAAUAAAUAUAUAUAAAAAGAAUGAUCUAUAUAUAAUGAAUUAAUGUAUAAAACCCUAUAUAUUUGCUGUUUAUACACAAAUUUUCAUGUACUUGUAUCUUGUAUUGUUUAAAUGAGAAAACAAAAAGAAGAGAGCAGGCUACCGCCGGAGGUAAUUAUGAUACCAAAAAAAUAUGUGUGUGUUGAAGAAAGACCGUACAGUAUAUAGGAUAUAGGAGUCGUGAGGUAUAAGCUCAGCAGAAUUGCGAAAUCUCAACAAAGAUAACGAUUAUUGUUAGAUCUAUAUAUACAUAAAAGCAACCAGAACUAUAUGCGAAUGAAACUAUUUUACACACCAGAGUUAUGAACCAUGAAAAGGCGAUGCCGCCCCAUAUUGUCAACUGUUGACUGCUUUUAAGGCUUUUUCUCCCUCACAAAUAUGUACACCCCCUCUAUAAAAAAAAAAAACCUAAAAAAAAAAGGAUAAAAAAAAAACAGUUUCGCUUCGAUAUAAUGCUCCCACUCGGAACCACCUGCAAAAGCUUCAAGCAACAAGUUUAUGGAACAACCAAUUGUAGUUUUGAUAAGAGUCUUAAAUUAGUAUGCAAACGGCCACCUGUACAUUUCCCCGAAAACCAAAAACCCGUAAAAACGAACCCAAAAUUUAAUGCUUUGCUUGCCAUUCAAGAGUUACGAUUAUGAAAUUUAAUUUGCAUUAAGCCUUCGGUUGGAGGACGAGCUUAGGUCGGUAAAUGGAUCAAUUUAUUUGGGGGAGACAACGGAGCCUGACUUGUGCCUGGAUCACAAGUCGCCAGGCUCACCACGUUGUAGGAAGGACGCUUUCGUUUGUGUCCACCACAAGGACACAGAACGUUAAGUGAUCGCUGCUGGAUCGGAUAAUACGAGGUAUCGUGUAUCGUUUGGGUUUUGAGCAAAUGAGUCGGCGUUUUCGGUUUUAAGUUGAUUGUAGCAAAAUGUAAACAUUUGUUAAACUAUUGAAUUAAUUUCGAAUUGUAACAUAUUAGAGAAUUGUAAUUACAAUAAUCAUUAUAUGAGCAUAUAUAUAUGAUAUCUAUGUAAUAAUCCUUUUGGCCCAGUUUGAAUUAAACAAUUGCACACACAGACACACAGAGAGCUAUCCGUUAGCCAAAAAAAAAAAAUAAAACAAAAAGAGAGUUAACGAGCAAGAAACUCCACUUAUAUAUGCGUAUAUGGUACAUACAAUACAUUUCAAAAUCUAUCCAAAUAUAUACAUUGGCUAUAUAAUUAUAUAUCUAUGUGUAUGUAUGAGAGGAUUGCCUGGCAACCAUUCCCAGUGGCUGAGAAGCAAAACCAAUGCGGAUCACAUUGCAGGAGUGCAAGCGGGAAAAUAUUGAAGUAUUGGAGAAUAAAAAUCCGGAAUGAAAUGAAAACCUAUGCUAUGUGUAUGUAUAAUCCAAAAAAAAAACCAUUGAUAUAUGCCAGGGCGUAUCACUAUUAAAGAAAUAUAAAAUAAAACGGCUUUAAAUAAAAUCUGUAAAUUACUUGA
This is a messenger RNA of Drosophila bipectinata, 7648 nucleotides long. The record is from RefSeq and is a predicted model, not a curated record. NCBI's taxonomy places the organism in Eukaryota, Metazoa, Arthropoda, Insecta, Diptera, Drosophilidae.